Molecule: messenger RNA, 569 nt
Organism: Pogonomyrmex barbatus (red harvester ant)
Lineage: Eukaryota; Metazoa; Arthropoda; Insecta; Hymenoptera; Formicidae
Product: NADH dehydrogenase [ubiquinone] 1 alpha subcomplex subunit 7
Biological process (GO): ATP synthesis coupled electron transport; mitochondrial electron transport, NADH to ubiquinone
Cellular component (GO): respiratory chain complex I; mitochondrial inner membrane
Source: RefSeq, a predicted model, not a curated record
GAAUCGAAUUUCAUGUCGAUUCAAUGUAAAAUGUCAAUAUUUAUCUGUUGAGGUUAGCUUUUCAAUGUCGCAAGAUUAAAUUUGCCGUAUUGAAAUUAAUUAUUUUUUAACAAAUCAAUCGAUCCUCGUGAGAGGCAACAUGCCGGGUCCAAUCGAACACCGGAGUGUUACUCCAUUAAUAAAAUUGAUUCGGGACAUUGGCCGAGGUAGAGAAGUUACACUGAACAAUAGGUGGCCUGAUCAGCAGUCUAAGCGCACUCAACCUCCACCAGAAAUACCAGGAGGACCGUAUCAUAAAACUUCAGAAAUUUAUUAUUAUCUUCGAGAUGGAAGACGAGAGGUUCAACCACCAUUAGUAAUUACUGGACCAAAACAGAUUGGUACAGAAAAGGAACUUUCUGCUGAAAAGAAAUAUAUUACUCCAGGAAAAACUUAUAAUUGGGGUUCUUAAGCUUUCUUCAGUCAAGCUAGGGUUAUUGUUGUUUCACUGCAAACUACAUUGACAUAUAAUAUUCAAUGACAAGUUUGCUUCAUCAUUGUACAUAGAAAAUUAAAUUCUUUGCUUUAUC